Drepanopeziza brunnea f. sp. 'multigermtubi' MB_m1 is the source of this 969-nucleotide messenger RNA. RefSeq lists its product as uncharacterized. NCBI's taxonomy places the organism in Eukaryota, Fungi, Ascomycota, Leotiomycetes, Helotiales, Drepanopezizaceae. The record is from RefSeq and is a predicted model, not a curated record.
AUGAGAUCCUCCGUCCUCUUUUUGGCUGUCGCCGCCGCCUCUGUCCAGGCCGGAUACUCCAUGAAUCCCCCUCCCCCCCCUUCUCCCGGCUACCCGGUCGAUGCUCCUCCUGCCCCGGAGACCCCAACCCCCCCUGAGGCUCCCGUUGUCCAUGAGCCCCCCAAGGGAUACGAGCCUGAGCCCCCCAAGGGCUACGUUCCUUCCAGCGUCGAGCCUCCGGUCGAGGCGAAGACCUACCCUGCUGGCAUGCCUGAGGUCACUCCUCCUCCUUAUGCGCCCGAGAACGUUGCCUCCACCGUCUACGAGACCAAGGAGUACACCGUGACGGCUUGCCCUCCAACCGUCGUCGACUGCCCAGUUGGCGUGAAGACGAGUUACAUUAUCACCAAAACUACCAUCUGCCCUGAGAGCUCAACUGCCGCGCCACCAAAGCCCGUCAAGACCUACCCAGGCCUUCCCCCAGUCCACGAGCCAUCUACCCCAGUCGCUGGACCACCUAAGGAGACCUACCCAUCUGUCCCCGUCCACGAGCCACCUCCCCCAGCUGCUCAGCCCCCCAAGGAGACCUACCCAUCUGUCCCUGUCCACGAGCCACCUCCCCCAGCUGAUGAGCCUCCUAAGGGUAACUACCCAGGUGUUCCUCCCAACAAGCCAACUACCCCAGUCUCCGGCCCACCCAAGGAGGAAUACCCAGAGGUCCCAGUUCACGAGCAACCUCCCCCAGCCGACGAGCCCCCCAAGGAGAACUACCCCGGUGUUCCAGUCCCCCCUGCUCCUUACCCAUCUGGUCCUCCUCCUGCUCCUGUUGCUCCUUACCCAACCGCCCCAGCCAGCACUCUCGUUCCCUUCCCAACUGGUACCGGUGCACCCGUUCCAUCUACGCCUCCUUACGUUGUUACUGGUGGUGCCGUUGGUCUUUCUGUAUCCGGCCUCCUCAUGGCUGUGGGUAUCGCCGCUGCCUUCUUGUAA